CUCUCACCAUGACAACCAGCGGCUUAAAAAAAAAAAUAUAUAUCACGUGACUCCGAGGUCGAGCCUUCACGUCCUGAGCUCUCGCGCGAGCUCGAAGUCUCGCGCGAAGUAAAGUCGAGGCGUAAGGAGCGAAGACGAUGGCGGAAGAACUAGCAAAGCAACUUGCAAGCUACAGAGCCCAGCUGAACCAGGUGGAGACUGCAUUAAACUAUAAUCCAGAAAAUGAGGAUUUACAGAAGCUAAAGAAGGAUUUACAGGAAAUCAUCGAAUUGACUAAAGAUCUCCUGUCGUCCCAAACAUCAGAAGCCCCCGAAAAUUUUGAUGACAUCACCUCAGCCAGCGGCACCCUUUCCUGGAAGGUUGGGGACAGAUGUAUGUCUAUUUGGACGGAGGACGGGCAGCUUUACGAGGCGGAGAUUGAGGAGAUAGACGAAGAGAAUGGGACUGCCGCCAUUACUUUCCUUGGUUAUGGAAAUGCAGAAGUCACCUCUCUGCUAAACCUGAAACCUGUGGACGAGGGCAGGAAAGCGAAGGAAGACAGCGGCAGCUUACCUAUGUCUAAAAAAGAAAUGAUCGCCCAGCAGAGAGAAUAUAAAAAGAAGAAAGCUUUGAAGAAAGCGCAGAGGAUAAAGGAAUUGGAGCAGGAACGUGAGGAUCAGAAAUCAAAGUGGCAGCAGUUCAAUAACAAGGCAUAUUCGAAGAACAAGAAAGGACAGGUGAAGAGAAGCAUUUUCGCCUCACCCGAGAGCGUCACCGGCAAGGUUGGAGUUGGCACAUGCGGCAUCGCAGACAAACCAAUGACCCAGUAUCAAGACACUUCCAAAUACAACGUUCGGCAUUUGAUGCCCCAGUAACGCAGAGGAGACCUUUUAGGCUGCCAUCUUCCUUUUUAUUGUUAUAUUUUUCUAAAACUAAAUUAUUUCUUGUCGUAUGAGGAUUAGCACGACUCCAUUUUUCAUUAUUUUGGUCUAAAGGCUUCAAGACCUCGGUUACUGGAAUGUCUGGUUUUGUUGUUGUCUAGAACCUGCGCCUCUUGUCAUGAUGUGUAAGGGGCAACGUAGGCAAGUGUUAUCUGAUGGAAGCAAUUCACACCGAAUAUUAUGUUUCUGUAAUGUCCACGUGGUCCACAGGCCAUGAAAGUGUAAACCUAAAAAAUCGGAACCAGUGGUGGAAUAAUGAACGUUCUGUAAGUGACACCGAUAAUAAGCAAAUUCUGUGAAAUCUGCUAAAAAAUCUGCCUAGUACUGCAGGCUGUGGUGCAACAUCUGAUCCUGCAGGACUGGUGACUAAAAGGGAUUGUUUAGUUUUAUGUAAUUCAAGCAAAAUCCUUGUAGGAUAAAAAAAAAUACUGCACCUUUCUAAUAGACCUUAGGGUUGAGUUUCUUUUCAGGAUCCUUACUUGCUGUAAGUGAACUAUACUGCUCACAGUUCAGGGUUAAACGGGUAUUCCAGGAAAAAACGUUAGAUAUAUAUAUAUAUAUAUCUAUAUAUCUAUCUGGAGCCAAUUUAAAUAUAUAUUUAAAUUGGCUCCAGAAAUUUAAACAGAUUUGUAAAUUACUUCUAUUAAAAAAUCUUAAUCCUUCCAAUAAUUAUCAGCUGCUGAAGUUGAGUUGUUCUUUUCUGUCUGGCAACAGUGCUCUCUGCUGACAUCUCUGCUUGUCUCGGGAACUGCACAGAGUAGAAGAGGUUUGCUAUGGGGAUUUGCUUCUACUCUUGACAGUUCCCGAGACAGGGGUCAUCAGAGAGCCCUUAGACAGAAAAGAACAACUCAACUUCAGCAGCUCAUAAGUACUGAAAGGAUUAAGAUUUCUUUUUUAUAGAAGAAAUUUACAAAUCUCUUUCUUUUUGGAGCCAGUUGAUAGGUAGAGAUAGAUAG
Molecule: messenger RNA, 1876 nt
Organism: Hyla sarda
Lineage: Eukaryota; Metazoa; Chordata; Amphibia; Anura; Hylidae
Gene: SMNDC1
Product: survival motor neuron domain containing 1
Exons: 6
Coding region: 138-854 (238 amino acids)
Biological process (GO): regulation of alternative mRNA splicing, via spliceosome; mRNA processing
Cellular component (GO): precatalytic spliceosome; nucleus; cytoplasm
Molecular function (GO): RNA binding
Source: RefSeq, a predicted model, not a curated record